CUCGCAUUGUAAAGUGCGGAUUUUCUCGCUGGGGUCGGGAUGGUGAGACGCUACAGUGAGUUUGACAGCGCGCAGGUCGAGAGGUAAGCCUGUUACGCACGGACUGUCGGCACCGCACAGUUUAGAGACGAGGGAACCUGUUCCCAUGGUGGACGCUUCGUCUGGCCGUCGAGGAGAGAGCGGUCAAGUGCUGGCUGAUUGAAUGUCACCUUUGUUCACCAUGGAUUACGGAAGGACCAUGGCUCCUCCGGUGCCUCCGCAUAACCCCAAACCAGACCGGCCUGGAGACGCGCAGGAGCGGCUGCUGAAGUGUGUGCUGCUCGGUGACGGAGCGGUGGGCAAAACCAGCCUGGUGGUCAGCUACACAACGAACGGAUAUCCCACCAAAUACGUUCCCACUGCCUUUGAUGACUUUUCGGCUGUGGUUCAGGUGGAUGGAAACCCAGUUCGACUACAGCUGUGUGACACUGCAGGACAGGACGAAUUUGACAAACUCCGGCACUUCUGCUACAGUCGAACUGACGCCCUGCUGCUCUGCUUCAGCGUGGUCAGCCCCGCUUCCUUCCAGAACGUCUGGGAGAAGUGGGUUCCAGAAAUCCGACGGCGCUGCCCUCUCACGCCUGUGCUCCUCGUGGGCACGCAGUGUGACCUGCGGCAGGACGUCAAGGUGCUGAUCGAGCUGGCGAGGCGGCGGGAGAGGCCCGUGUUGGAUGAGGACGCCAGGGCGCUCGCGGAAAAAAUUGGUGCGGUGACGUACAUCGAGUGCUCGGCACUGACGCAGAAGAAUCUGAAGGAGGUGUUUGACGCUGCCAUCGCUGUGGGGCUGCGGCAAUCUGACAGGAGGGCACGGCGGGAGAGAAAGGUCCGCAGCACUGCUGAUAAGAUGAAGAUGCUCUCCAAGUCCUGGUGGAAGAAGUAUGUGUGUGUUCAAUAGGAGGAGCGCAGAUGAUUUAAAAAAAACUGGAACUGCUGACAUGUUUGGGCAGACUAACUUGGAUGUAUGGACUUCUUUUUAAUUUUUCACUUGGACGACCCCAGAUGUGCCGGCCAGAAUUACUUUAAUUCAGUGGAACAACAGAUCAGUGGAGGCAGAGUGAGCCUGUCUGAGCUGUAGACUGGCUGGAGGUUUGGCACCCUGCCAUUGUGACCAUAAAGUAUCCAAAGUUAAUGCCUGAAAGACAGAGAACAUGAGGCUAUAACCACUGUCUGCUGCUCAGAGCCUUGACUGAAUGGUUAAAUAUGACUGAGACCAGCGCUCAACCAAAAAUUAUGGAGCUAAUAAAUCUUUUAUGGCACAUGGACUUCAUAUCAUACUGGACUUGUCCAAAGGAAAUGUGAGCUGACUUUGAGGGGACGUGUUCGGCGCCAAUGUUAUGUACUUAAAGUAUACUCCUUCUUUUUGUCUGAUUGGAUACGUUUCUUUAACAAAGUGUACUAUUUUUAUGUGUUCUACUGUAAUCCAGCACCCAACACUUGUGACUGACACUCACCUUAAAGCUCCAGUCUGAGAUGCAAUAGUUCUGCUAUUGAAAAGUUGAAGCCAAAUCUGCACAUUUGUUUUCUAGUCUAUAACUUCACUGGCAACUUGCUAAGAAUCUGAUCAAACUUAUUUAACUCGUUCUCUAUUGAAUUACACUCAGAUGUAUAAGAGUAUAAAUGUAUAUGAAAUUUAGGAUGUGACGUCGUUUUAAUGUGAGCUGUCACAUUAGUCUUCCGAUCCAUUUCUGUUAAAGUGUAUGAGCCAGUGAAGGGAUUUCUCCACAUCAGUUUUUAUAUGUUGUUAGCCAUACACCAGAGUUCUGUAAACUACUCACCAAUACACGUAACCUGGGUAACACAUGUCUGCUUUAGGGUUUAGAGGUUUUAAGUAUUCACUUUGACUGAAAAAGCUUUACCAGAAUUUUUACAGAUGGCCUCUGUUUUCAAGGGUGUAGCAUUAGGUUGGGUGGUGCCACUGCACAUUGUCCUUAUCAAACAAAGUCCAAACAUAUCACCAAAGUCUUGCCAUGCAAUGGCCUUUGGACCAGUGGAAACUGGUGCUCGAGACAAACGUUUACUCAUUAUCAGUGAAAAAGAAAUGGCUGAUCAGCAGGGCUUUUCACUGUCACUGUCGCCACAGCCUUAAAGAGAUAAGUAAUGGUCUUUGUCAGUAAGUGCAUUGGAGCUUUCUCUAAUCUAACAGUAAAUGAGGUGAAAUCACCAAAGAAACUGAUUCUGUUUGCUUCUUAUUUUUCAGAAGCCUGUCAUUCAGCUCUGUCUGUUUAUCUGAGUCCAUUCUGGGCCAGUAACCGAUCAACAGCGAUACAGGACAGAUGUGUGAAACAUGAUAUGUUGUUAUGUAUGUUACAUAGUAAUCAUUUUAAGAUGACAUUGCUGUCCAACUCUGAAUGGUGCUCAACAGUAUGAGCGUUUCAGUCGGUUCUAUUCUGGCAUGGAAUCAUUUUGUUGAGCUGUACAAGCAGAACAAAAUAAAAUGUGAAAUAUUUAA
This is a messenger RNA of Solea solea (common sole), 2488 nucleotides long. RefSeq names its product ras homolog family member Ub (gene rhoub). Lineage: Eukaryota; Metazoa; Chordata; Actinopteri; Pleuronectiformes; Soleidae. The transcript has 3 exons. The record is from RefSeq and is a predicted model, not a curated record. Gene Ontology annotation, molecular function: GTPase activity; GTP binding. Bases 203 to 934 code for a protein of 243 amino acids. Gene Ontology annotation, biological process: small GTPase-mediated signal transduction.